AACAGUUUCCUUUCCCAUCUCAGCUCUGGAUAUAAAGAAAAAACAAGGGCAAAUUGGCUGUGAAAAUGGCGUCGGCGAUUUUGCGAUCUGGUCUUCUUCGAAAUGCUCUUCGCGGCGGCUCCCGGGCCUCUGCUCCUCCUAAGAGACGUUUCUCUUCCUCUGCUCAUCAAGAUGAAGCUUAUGAGGCGGCUGAGGCAUCAAAGUGGGAGAAGAUAACAUAUUUGGGCAUUGCUACAUGCACUAUCUUAGCUUUUUAUAACCUAUCAAAGGGUCAUCCCCACCAUGAAGAGCAUCCUCCAUACCAAUAUUUGCACAUUCGCAAUAAGGAGUUCCCAUGGGGACCAUAUGGGCUUUUUGAGAAGAAGCACCAUUAAGUAAUGGUGACCCAUUGCAUGAAGAUUUCUGAAGUACCCUUUUAGAACAUUCCGUUCUUAUGCCAGCAACUGGACAACCUUGGAUGUUCUAUGAAUUGAUGUUGAUUUUGUGACUUUACGCAUGGCAAGUUGUUUACUUCGUGUUCUAUUUUCUUUAAUCUGUGCACUGCUUGCUGCCAAAUAAAAUCUGAUGAAAGAUCUCUGACUUCUCUUUUCA
Messenger RNA from Hevea brasiliensis (rubber tree), 591 nucleotides. RefSeq names its product cytochrome c oxidase subunit 6a, mitochondrial. Lineage: Eukaryota; Viridiplantae; Streptophyta; Magnoliopsida; Malpighiales; Euphorbiaceae. Bases 66 to 374 code for a protein of 102 amino acids. Gene Ontology annotation, molecular function: enzyme regulator activity. The transcript has 4 exons. Gene Ontology annotation, cellular component: mitochondrial inner membrane. Gene Ontology annotation, biological process: mitochondrial electron transport, cytochrome c to oxygen. The record is from RefSeq and is a predicted model, not a curated record.